GCUUUCUGGGUGAGCUGUGAGCACUUUCAGCUGCUGCGUUUAUCUCCUGGAUCCUUCUCAGAUGUUCCUCACACGAAACACGGAGGUGGACAAAGCCUGAACCAGCAGAUGCAACCAUGAACUGGUCGUCGCUGGAGGGACUGCUGAGCGGGGUCAACCAGUACUCCACGGCAUUCGGGCGCGUCUGGCUGUCCAUGGUCUUCGUGUUCCGGGUGCUGGUGUUUGUGGUGGCAGCGCAGCGCGUGUGGGGCGACGACAGCAAGGACUUCGACUGCAACACGCGCCAGCCCGGCUGCGCCAACGUCUGCUACGACAGCAUCUUCCCCAUCUCCCACAUCCGCCUGUGGGCCCUGCAGCUCAUCUUCGUCACCUGCCCCUCGCUGAUGGUGGUGAUGCACGUGGCGUACCGCGAGGAGAAAAACAAGAAGUACGCCGCCAGGCAGACAGGUCCAAACCCCUACUCCAACCCGGGGAAGAAGCAGGGCGGGCUGUGGUGGACCUACCUCAUCAGCCUGAUCUUCAAGGCUGGAAUCGACUCUGCUUUCCUCUACAUCCUCUACUACAUCUACGAUGGCUACGACAUGCCCCGCCUGUCCAAGUGCAGCCUCAAUCCCUGCCCCAACACCGUGGACUGCUUCAUCUCCCGCCCCACCGAGAAGAAGAUCUUCACCAUCUUCAUGGUGGUCACCUCUGCCAUCUGCGUCUUCAUGUGCAUCUGCGAGAUUGUCUACCUACUCGGCAAGCGCUGGCAGAAGUUCCUGAUCAAGUCCUACAUGAAGGAUAGGCAACGGUCCACAGGGGGCCAAACUGCCAUCACCCACCCAAGCAGCCAGUGCCUCCUGCUGGGCCCAGUGGAAAAACCUGGCACACAGAACACAAGCAACAGAAAAGCAGAGGAGGAGGCUGCCACAAGCUAAAAUAACAUAAACCAAAACCAGCACACCUGCGAGGCUGACAGAGAUCGGCCACUGCACUCACAUUCCAACAGCAUCCGUGACUGCUAAAACAGAAACCCCAUUUCAGGGUGGAACUUCCCUGGACAGAAAAGGGAAGUGAUACACAAAGACCUGCCGUAUACUGCAAUAAAUCAAACACACACCAAG
Lepisosteus oculatus (spotted gar) is the source of this 1103-nucleotide messenger RNA. It is a transcript of the gene gjb9b, whose product is annotated as gap junction protein beta 9b. Gene Ontology annotation, biological process: cell-cell signaling. Gene Ontology annotation, cellular component: connexin complex. Gene Ontology annotation, molecular function: gap junction channel activity. The record is from RefSeq and is a predicted model, not a curated record. Lineage: Eukaryota; Metazoa; Chordata; Actinopteri; Semionotiformes; Lepisosteidae.